This is a messenger RNA of Metarhizium robertsii ARSEF 23, 1359 nucleotides long. RefSeq lists its product as uncharacterized. The record is from RefSeq and is a predicted model, not a curated record. The transcript has 2 exons. The coding region runs from base 1 to 1359 and encodes 452 amino acids. Lineage: Eukaryota; Fungi; Ascomycota; Sordariomycetes; Hypocreales; Clavicipitaceae.
AUGUCUGAGCCCAACGAGUAUGUCAAUUUGGUAACCUGCUCUGCCAUGCCAGCAUCACAACAUGAAUCUGUGGCAGAAGGCUGGUGGAUGAGAGACAAGAGCAAAAGCAACAAGAAGGGAUGCGGACCCACGGAGGGCCUGCAAACCUAUGAUCAAGAGACCGCCGAAGCUGUUCCUUCAAAUCCACCCCAUCAUGGGUAUGGCAUUCCCUCCAAUGAACCGUUGCCCGCAACUCCAUCGGGUGUUGCCGAAGUUCCUUGUCACAAAAUAUCCACGACUGAAAACUUCGAGGAAGCUCCUGCUCAGUUGGCAUCUGGUAUUCAUGAACUCGACAUUGGCAGCGGACAGAUCUAUAAACCCCAUCCUAAUGCCAACACUGAUUGGGGGGACUUGAUUCUUGGACAGAGCAGUGGGCCGUACUCUAACACGUCCACAUCUCCAUUGGGAAUUUGGGAUACUAGCAAGGACGUACCCGCAAGUUCUCUCCUUGAGAUGUGGACUGAGGAAGAUCUGCUGAAGUUUGGAAUUCACGAGGGCAUGGACGUAAACCACGGCCUUCCGCCUUUCGACGAGAAUGUUCAUGAAUAUCACACAGCAAAAACAGCAUCUAAUAAGAGAAAGUCUGAUGAUGGUAUCCACGACUCUUCUACCCACAAGCCUAGUGCAUCAUCAGUUGCUUUAGGCAACCGAACCGAGACCUACGGGGGCAUAAACGUGACAUUUGGCCUUCCUCCAUGGAUCGAAACUAAGUUCAGCGAGACAGGAGAAACGUCAGAAAAGAACAGCAAUCAGUACCAUCUUGGCGCACCAUUCGUCCAAGUUUCUGGCCUUUAUCCAACUCCACCACGCAAAGAUACGGAUUGCAAAGCUUUGCGGUCUGUCUCGUUGAGUGCUGUUGGUACCCCCACGGUGGCAGAAUCCCGCACUCUACCUCUUGCAGAGACCAAAGAUACUGCAGCAACAGGGGACACUGACAUCGACUCCCCCUGCUCUCGCAAGAUUCCUAGCGCCUCUGAACGGCCGGAGUCUUCAUUUGCGCUACGGGAUGUAUCGGUGAUUCCUUGGACUGACUGUUACCCCGACGAUCCCGAUAAGGCUAGAGAACUUGCAACAAGUACCGGUGUUCCUGGACUCCAAAUCUAUUCUGUGGAUUUUUUUACAGAUGCUACUUCAGACACGCAAGUUCUCGAUGAAGUCGAUGCUACUCAAGAUAGUCACAACUUCAGGGUCGAAAUGGAACCCCAACCCAAUGAUUCCGUAAGGGCAUCGAGCGUGACUGACUCGGAGCGUGCUGAUGAGCCUGGUUGGGUAAACGUGGAAAUAGAGACAGAGAAUCCGGACCAAACGGACAAUGUAUAA